Rosa rugosa (rugosa rose) is the source of this 1840-nucleotide messenger RNA. Its product is annotated as protein NEN1. The transcript is spliced from 7 exons. The record is from RefSeq and is a predicted model, not a curated record. Bases 1 to 1671 code for a protein of 556 amino acids. Gene Ontology annotation, molecular function: nucleic acid binding; 3'-5' exonuclease activity. NCBI's taxonomy places the organism in Eukaryota, Viridiplantae, Streptophyta, Magnoliopsida, Rosales, Rosaceae.
AUGGAUAUUGAAUCUCCGUGGCCUGAGGUUAACUUUGGUCGUACACCAAGGCAAGGAAUAAGGAAUACGUUUGGGCCUUUUCAUGAGCCCAAAGCAAGCCUUUCAUAUAAAUAUUCUAUCCGCCUUGGCGGUAAUCCUCGACACUAUUUUCCCUCUUUUCUCUCAGUAGCAAUCAUGAGUCGGAGCGGCGAGGACCGGUUCGAGAUCGCCUUCUUCGACGUGGAGACGACGGUGCCGACCCGACCCGGUCAGGGCUUCGCCUUAUUGGAAUUCGGAUCCAUCCUUGUUUGCCCCAGGAAGCUGAUUGAGCUCGAGAGCUACUCCACUCUAAUCCGACCCGCCGACCUCAAUUCCAUCAACUCCUUGUCCGUCCGCUGUAACGGCAUUACCCGAGACGCCGUCAUCGCCGCCCCGGGCUUCGAUAAGAUCGCCGAUAGAGUUUUCGACAUUCUCCAUGGACGUAUAUGGGCCGGUCAUAAUAUAUUGAGGUUUGAUUGCCCCCGGAUUCGGGAGGCUUUUGCAAAUAUUGGUCGACCUGCACCAGAACCCAAAGGUACAAUUGAUUCUUUGGCUUUGUUGACUCAGCGAUUUGGAAGGAGAGCUGGUAACAUGAAGAUGGCCACUCUUGCAACUUAUUUUGGUCUUGGACAACAGACACACAGGAGUUUGGAUGAUGUUCGAAUGAAUCUUGAAGUACUCAAAUAUUGUGCUACAGUUUUAUUCUUGGAGUCAAGCCUCCCGGACAUAUUAACAGAGAACAGCUGGGUUUCUCCAAAUGCUACAACAAGAAGUCGAAGUGGUGGAAAGUUAUCUCCUGAGGGGUCAAGCAUGAACAUAAAUAUUUCAAAUCAAACAGGGGACAAUCAUCCAAUAACAUCUCUUAGGACUGAGACCACACAAGAAGUCUCUAAUUUGCUUGAGACUGUCGAGGCCAGCACAAAUCGACCAGAUCCUUUUGACAUGGGCCCACUUAUCAAUGAAGUGAAGAAUGAGUUAGAUCAGCAAGACAUCAACAUGGUGGAAACACCUGCACAAGAGUCUCCCAACAGUUCUCUCAAUGCUUCUGUGACCAACAACUGUAAUGCCACCAUGGAUUUUUUACAGCUCGAUCAAGUUCUCAUUCCUUAUAUUAGUGCUUCGCUUGUUCCAUUGUAUCGUGGGAGUCAAAGGAUAAAGUUAUUACACAAAGAUGUCACUUUGCAGCUUUGCUGCAGUCAUAUGAAAUUGCGGUUUGGAAUCAAUACGAAGUUUUUUGAUCAUGCUGGCCGACCACGACUGAAUAUUGUCUUUGAUGCACCACCAAAAUUAUGUGAAGUUCUUGAUGCAUGCGAUGGCCUUGCAAAGAAGUUGUCUUUGGACUCUGGAAGUAGCUCUGAAUGGAGGCCUGUUGUGAUCCGCAAACAGGGCUUCUACAACUACCCUACUGUGAGAUUGCACAUACAAACUGCAGUAUGCGGGGACAUUGCAAUCUACGCCACAGAGAUAUAUCAAAGAGACCCCUCUGGCACCGAGCAAAGGCUAGUCUUCUCUAAAUUUGAUGCUUCAGAACUUGGUGCCUUGUUCACCCGAGGGAUGUUUAUGGAUGUGUUCUUCUCUUUGGAUCCAUAUGACUAUCAGCAGAGUGCAGGCAUUAGGUUGGUGGCAAAGAAACUGAUUAUUCAUUCCAAUUGAUUGAUGAAAUAUGUAUGUCUAAUUUAUUUAGGGAGCCAAUUGCUAUGUAAAGUUCAACCAGAUAGAUUGACUUGCAGGAUAGCUUUCAAAAUUUGGAAUCAGGGGAUACUGAUGUUGUGAUUUGUAACUGCAAAAGAUGUUCAAUGCUAGAUCUUUAUUUUUAUCAGAA